Aspergillus nomiae NRRL 13137 is the source of this 849-nucleotide messenger RNA. RefSeq lists its product as uncharacterized. The annotation marks the transcript as partial. Lineage: Eukaryota; Fungi; Ascomycota; Eurotiomycetes; Eurotiales; Aspergillaceae. The record is from RefSeq and is a predicted model, not a curated record. The transcript has 2 exons.
UGUCGAUAUGCAGGGAAAUUCUUCCUCAUCGACUUCGCCAAGACCAGUGGUGGGUAUGAACCCAUAGGAUUUCCUCUUCAAUUAUCCGAGGCAUCCCAUAUCCUUAAGAUGGUUCUCACCGGAGAGGGUAGACCGUCCUCGUCCUCCCCUCUUUCUGAUGAAGUCGUUUUCUUCGAAGACUCCGUGCUCAUGCAAACAAUUGCUAGUAUAAUCUCGUUUGCCACUAAAAGCUACGCAUACGUCAAAAACUACAACGACACAAAACACAAGGGCUACCACGCCAUAGUCGUAGCAACAGACGGCCCUCACAUCUGUGCCAAUCCAAUCCAACCUCUCUGCGUCCACAACCCCCAGGGCCCAGUUCUUACAUAUUCAGAGGAUCCAUCGAACGAGUACCUCAAAGACCUAACGGAAGCCUGCGAGCGAUAUAACGUGCAUAUCUUGCUCCUGAGCACGAAUAUAUUCGAUGGGCAAGCAUUCGACUCAAGUUUCUUCGAUCAACCGGCUUCCAUGCUGGCUCUCCCUUGCAAAGUAAACACCAAUAACCAAACCACCAAGACCCCAAUGCCCUCAAUUGGACCAUCUGCAUCCCCGUCCGAAACGGGGAAUGUCAGGCCUCUUUCGCCAGACGACUCAGGUACGGACGUACCUGGGUUCAACAGUUUUAUUAACCCGGCGUCACUUUCUGCGCCUCAGAAUAAUCAAGCCCCAGUCAAACCCGAGAAUAACGAAAUAACCGUGACCCUACGGGACAUCCUGCUCCACACCCCUGGGCAAUCACCUAAAGACGGUUCACCCCAUCCUCGGGAUGAGUGUACAACAUGCCCUGAAGGGGGCCCAGACAAGUGA